AUGGCUACCUCUGGCCAACAUGCUGUCGGAGAGAUCUGCUACAGUCCUGGGCUGAAUGUUUUCAACGAUGGUCUGAACUACGCCGAUUCUCCCCCACGAAGCAUGAUCAUUCAAGUGUCCGCGUUUCAGGAUCGAGUUGUAUCACAACUCAACGCCAUGCCGGCCAUACGCUGGCUCGACCUCGAGGACAGCUGGAGAUUGCCAAGGCCCAAUGAAGUGUACACCGGAGGUCAAAAAGACCAUCUAACUGGCCUUUGGAUUGGGUGGUUUCUCCCCGAUUUCCAGAUCCUUGACGACUGUCAUCCACACUCCAGCCGUUGGCCUCCCUUGCCCCCAAAACAGUGCGUGAACAAUCUUACGACACACCCAUCCCCUCGUCCCUUCAUCAGAAAGGCCUUCAAGGUUGUUUAUAAACCAGGACGGGAGGGGGACACCAAAUUCUUUGCCCUCUGUACCCCGGAUGCAAAUGGUAUCUGUCAGGCCAAGGUGGUCCUAGAGGGUGCACGGAACAUAUUCUUCUUCAAAGAGUGGAGAGAUGACGCUGUUCGCGGUAGUUGGGCUCGCCAGAGAACGUGGACGACCAAUGACAAGGCCGGAGCAUCCAGGAUCUACUCAAUGAUUAACGCCGCUACCAAUCAACCAGUUCACAGCCAGCAACAUACCUCUGAGUCCGAGUAUGAAGAUUGCCUCGAGGAAGAAGAUGAAGAAGAUGAUGACGAUGGACAAGAUGAAGAAUCCGAGUAUGCGGAAUCCGAGAUUGAAGGAUCUGGAUCUGAAGAAGAAAACUCGGAAGAAGACUUUGAACAAGAAAGACUACUGGAGUCCCUGCGCCCGAGUCCAUCAGAGUUCGCUUCGAACCCAGAGUCAGAAUCGGGCUCUUCAGACGAGGAUGAAUAUCACUUGAAUGGUCAAGCGAGUUGUAGAGGGUCCCAGCGCACACCGAAACAAGACAUCAAGGCGACUAUCUCAGCAAGAAUCGCCUCUAAGCCUCGCUCCAACCUACGACGCCGGCCCGCGUCAAGCCGCAGAUCAAUCCAUGUCAGUCAUAACCUGCUGUCUCGGCGCAACACGAACCGCCCUGGACCUGCAGACACUCUCGUGGGCAAUGUCGCUACAAAUCUCAAGAGAACUCAGAGUCCUAUGCAAAGCCUGAGUUCAAAGAGUGAGAAGAAGAGACGCAUUAACCUACAAGUCGAGUCCCCUCCUGACUCGACCCCAAAAAGACAUGCACCCUUGGGAGUUGACGAGCCGCUCACUAGUCGACCGGAGAGAGCUCAGCCUGCCAGCAGAACAUUCAUCAAGAACGAAGAUAUUCAAGACAGCGAUGAUGAGAUUCAGUUCAUCAAGGAGGUCCCAACACAGAGAUCUCAACAGAUGACCACUAAAAUCGAAGCAUUUACUGUGGCUUCAUCUGAGACAAGCAUCACCUACAUCAGCAAGUUUGUUGCAGCGGGAAAGCUUCUCCAGCUGGCGCGUCUUCCCGAUACUUUCUCUCGAAAGAUUAUGCUUGAAUCCUUCAGCAAGCAUUUGAAGUCGACGAACUUGGCACAGUUCGAUGCCCUAGUCAAGAGCAUCGUGGACUCUGCGGAAGAAGGCGUCCGCGUCAUGAUCGCUGAGACGCUGCAAGAGCAAUUGAAGGGCAGAUUGCCUGUCGUCAGUGGUGCUUAG
This is a messenger RNA of Colletotrichum lupini, 1668 nucleotides long. RefSeq lists its product as uncharacterized. The record is from RefSeq and is a predicted model, not a curated record. The transcript has a single exon. Bases 1 to 1668 code for a protein of 555 amino acids. Lineage: Eukaryota; Fungi; Ascomycota; Sordariomycetes; Glomerellales; Glomerellaceae.